UCUGUCAGCCGUAUCCUAUGUUGCAUCCGAUUUCUGUGAGUUGUGUGAUGGAUGUGAAUUGAACUAUGGAGGAGGAGUCAAUGUCAGGGCACAGCUGUUCUGAGGACGAUAUCAGUGUUGGGCGACCGUCGCCGGCUCCGUCGCGUUCGCCGUCACCCCAGGACUAUUUCCGGCCUUUGAAACGGUUGAAGAUGGCCUCCGAGCCGGUCGAGGAGAGGCGCGGCGAUGGUGUGAAGAGUUUUUCGAUUCUGGACAUUUUGUCGCACAGUCCGCGGACUCCGCCGCGUAUUGUCAGGCCGUGGGAUGCGUCGGGGUUCGAGCGCUUGCAGCGGUUGCAGCGUUUAGCUGGCGCGGCUUUGCUGGACGGAGAGAGAUGGCGUUUGGCAGCGCUAGGUCUUUUGCGACCGAGGGAAUUGCCAGCAGAAUGCUGUGAUUCAGCGUCAGAAAGGUCUUCUUCAGCGUCUGAUUGCUGCUCGGAGCCCAGGCGGCCUCCGCAGCAGGGUUCAGCUGCACAUACGCCACUAGAUGCGCUAUUCCACAUGACCAGCAAAACAUUUGAAGCAAACAGUCCUGACAAUGGAGAUGGUCAGUCAAAUCACCUGAACCUCUUCAACUCGCGGCCUCAGCCGAAAAAGAAACGAAAGUCUAGAACGGCAUUCACAAACCAUCAGAUCUUUGAGCUGGAGAAGCGGUUUCUAUAUCAAAAAUACUUAUCUCCAGCCGAUCGAGAUGAGAUAGCCAGCUCUCUCGGUCUGUCCAACGCUCAAGUGAUCACUUGGUUCCAAAACAGACGAGCGAAGUUGAAACGAGACAUGGAGGAGCUGAAAAAAGACGUAGAAAGCGCUAAAGUCCUCUCAGCUCACAAGAGUUUCCUCGAGAAUGUCACAGACUUGGGCAUUUUAAAGAAGAAAGCUAUGAGCAUAGGGGCCAGUGAAGAAGCGGCGACUAAUUUAGUUGUGAAUGCGUCCAAAUGAAACGAGGCGGCGCGUUCUAUCGCGCCAGACGUCUAUGACAGGCGUUUACUUGAUUUUUAAAAAUCGAAUCGAACUAUUUCAGUGUCGAUAGAACUUUAUCGAAUGUGCUUCGAACUAGUGUUUUUAUUUAAUAUGUAUAUAAUUAGACGCUGUACAAAUGAGUAUAAAUGUGAUUUAUUUAAGUACUUAAUAGAGAUACUUAAUUUAUUUAUUAAAUCUGGCAUUAAGGUCGCCGCAAUACAACAAUAUAGUAUAUUUUAAUUUAUUAACAGUUUUCAAUUUUAAAUCAAUGAUAUCCCAUAUACGAAUCUCCCAAUUACUUGUCUCUACUGUAGUCUUUAUAGUAGCUAUUGUACCAUACAUACAAUAUAACCCUGUUGUAGAACAUUUGUAUUAUAAAAACUUUCCUCUCUUCAAAAUAUUUCUCCAGAGGGUCGUUUUGGUUGGUUUUCUGAAACUGACUAGGUUUAUAUCAAAUCCAAAUCGAUUUAAUCAGACUGGUACUCUUAUGAUCGUCAAUAUUUAAAAGAAUAGAUAAGAGAAGACUAAAUAAGAAUAAGAAGAAUAGAUAAGCUCCAAAUUUCACACAAAUUGUAUAUACUUACAAUUUUAAAACUAAAAAUUUCGUGUUUUGUUUGAUAAGUCAAGAUUUCUUAUAUAUCCUGGAAAAGUUGAACUCUUCUAAUGGGUUCGUAAAUUAUUGGUCACAAUUUGGAUCGCUCGUGUAUAAGAUAUGCGCAUGCGCAUAGUAUUUUGAUUAUGAAUUAUUCUUGGGAUAUUAUUGUUACCAUACGUGCAAUAAAAUUUGUCUUUCAUGCCAGAUAUUAACCCUAUUGUAAAUAUUAUAAUGUACAGAUUCGUGUUAAGGUACCUUUGUUCACUUCAAAAUUCAUUUAGGUUUAAACUAUUUAACAAAAAUUCGUCUUAGUAAAUUUUAUUAAAUUUGAAAU
Molecule: messenger RNA, 1924 nt
Organism: Pieris brassicae (large cabbage white)
Lineage: Eukaryota; Metazoa; Arthropoda; Insecta; Lepidoptera; Pieridae
Product: homeobox protein BarH-like 1b
Exons: 2
Coding region: 66-974 (302 amino acids)
Biological process (GO): regulation of DNA-templated transcription
Molecular function (GO): DNA-binding transcription factor activity, RNA polymerase II-specific; DNA binding
Source: RefSeq, a predicted model, not a curated record